UAAGCGGCCUCUGGGCAGCCCGGCCGUGGGGGCGGGGCGGGGCGGGGCGCCAACGCAGCCCUGCUGGGGAAGGAGGGCGUCCGCCUUGCAGCACUGCUCCGUAUUUCUCCACGCUGCUCCCUCUGUCCAUCCAUGGCGGCGGCGGCGGCGGCGGCCCUGUCGGGCCUGGCGGUGCGGCUGUCGCGCUGGGCCGCGACCCGCGGCUCUUACGGCGCCUUCUGCAAGGGGCUCACGCGCACGCUGCUCACCUUCUUCGACCUGGCCUGGCGGCUGCGCACGAAAUUCCCAUACGUCUACGUCGUGGCCUCGGUGAUAUUCAACGUCCGCCUGCAGGUACAUAUUUAGAGCCACCAACUUUGUGGCCCCUCGUGAGACUCCCCCCCCCACCGCCGCCCCACAACCCCAGGCAGAAGGGCUGAUUUCCACCCACCCGCUCACCCACCCUACAACAAAGAGACCAGCUCCGCUCACGCACGCAGACUCGCCGGUCCUACCAUUGCCCCAUCCUGUAGUAGAACUAAAAACAGCAUUUGCAAAAAGCCUGCGAUAUAAGCGAAAAAGCCUGAGAUAAAACGAAAGGUUGACUCCCAAGAAAACAGAUAAUUCAAGAAACAGAAAAGAACUUAAAAAUUUGAAAAUUUCUCAAAUACUUGAGAAAUUCUGGCAUCCAUUUCCAUGAAACAAAAAAUAGCAUGAACUUUGGGAAAUGACGAACGGCACAGGAUACAUUAUGAAAAAAUAAAGGGGGAAGUGUAACUAAAAACUUAAGGAAAGAUAAACUAUACAAGAAUGGUCCAAAUAGCAGGCACGCUUUCUAAGUUAGAAUACAAGUGAAUAGACUUUCAGCUGAAUGGAAUGAAUUCUAAGCGAUUGCUGGAUUGAGUAAGAACUUGGAGGAAAUUAACAGCAUGAUCUGGAAGGCAUACAUAUCUUCAUCCCCGAAGGAAAAAAACAAUCAUAAAACAGAAACUACAGGGAAAAACAAGCAUUUCAAACUGUACAAGAAAAUCAUGCUUCCAACAUCAAGCAAUCUCAGCUGUUGCAUGGUUUUGAACAGUUGCCAGACUGAGAAGGGGAAUCUGUUUGAAUAUUGGCGUGUGGAUCAAGACUCUGCAGUCACAGGUUUGCUCCUGAUAUGACCAGACUUAGGACUUUACAGGCGCAGAUGCAGGUUCCAGGCCCUGGACUUCCCUCAGACCCGUCUACAGCCUGGGCACCCUUGGCCUCUUCCUUGGGCAUAGUUUUGUGAUGCCUUCAGGUUCAGACAGGUUCCGGUCACCUGAAUGACUACUGGCAUUGACCCCACUCUCCAGCAACUCAGAGAGCCUGUCUCUAGAACUCUGUCCUCCAGUACAGGGGUGGGAGUGGUCACAGAGUUGUAAACAUCCCAUCCUUCAAGGCAUGUCUUACAAGUCCCCAAUUUGGGCAGUUUGACUGCAAAUCCAACAGCUUCACUUCAAACCCUUCCCGAAAAAUGCUUGGAAACCUAGAGGCCAGGUUCAUAAGCCACAAUUUGUUGAGCCAAAGAAUCUGAAUGAUUUGGGGUAAGGUAACCAACGUCCUAAACGGUGGAGGCUCCAGGACAAGUAAGGAUAUCUAAUAUUUGGGGACUUUUACUGAGUACUAAUGUCUGUCCGUCACCUGUAUUUCUACUCCAGGUAGUCCUGUGGUCUGGAGAAGUGAAGCCCUGUGAUUUUAAUCAGUUCCCCAAAAGAGGGGAUGUUAGGUAGACAGAAAAGUAAUACAGACAAUAAUUACCUUCUACUCCAUGUAUUCCCAGCAUGUACGAACGCCCUUCUUCCAUUCAUAAGAUUUUGAAAAAGCUCCGUCCUGGCGUCAUUUAAUUACUCCUCAUGCAACCAGGAACUACCCAGAGAGAGGCAACACAUACAAACACUUCCGGCUGCCAUACUCAGAGGUGAGGUCAUGGGACCUCUGUAGUUUCAGUUCUCCCAGUGAUGUCUCUUCUUUCCCUAGUUCUGCCAUUAUCCCAACGUGGUCUUCCACAACUCCAUGACCUAAAUGGUGAAUUUACCACCACCACUCUAUCCUACUUAUACUACUAAAGAAGUAUUAUAAAGAAUAAUAAAGAUAUAAGUAAAGGAGAGAUGAGGGAAGCUUUUUUCUUAAAAAAGAAAGACAAUAAGCAGGAAAAUACAGAUAGAGGGUACAGGCCUCUUUUCUGCACACAGCCAUGAAGUGGUCCCGUUAUUUGUGACUUCUCUGUCAAUUCCACAAUCCCUUUGGUUUUCCCACUGGGGAGGCUCAAUCCUUUCUUCCUGAGGAGUAUGAGCCCUUGGUAGUCCUUUGUAGGGUCACAGUACUCUGUCAUGUACCCUCUCGGGACUGUCGUAUAAGACGGUACCUUAGGGUACCUGAGCAUCUGUCUUUCUCCCCGUCCUUAUUCUAUACAAUGAACAAUAUAAUCACCCUUUUUGAGCGGCUCCAGGGGCUACGAGUGGCUUCAAAUUCAGUGGAACGAUUAUUUUUUUCCAUCCUGGAAGUGUUUUCUCCUAGGAAACUAAAACCUCUAAGCCAGCAGAGAUCAGAGCUGCAGGUACUAGAAGUAAAACUGUUGUAGAUGGUUUGGGUGUAAUUAUGAGGGUCGCCGCCUUUAUUUUCACUCCUCUGUUCCCAGACUUGCAAAUCUCGGCAGCAGGAAUAAAGCUCUACAUAUUGGUUGCUG
Cynocephalus volans (Philippine flying lemur) is the source of this 2686-nucleotide messenger RNA. Its product is annotated as small integral membrane protein 10-like protein 2A. Bases 133 to 345 code for a protein of 70 amino acids. The record is from RefSeq and is a predicted model, not a curated record. The transcript has 2 exons. NCBI's taxonomy places the organism in Eukaryota, Metazoa, Chordata, Mammalia, Dermoptera, Cynocephalidae.